AUGAGGGGAGAGCAGCCAGCAGCAGAGCAGAGGAACUGGGGAAGUUCAAGAGCAGACAACAGAGGAAUUGAGGAAGAAGAAGCAGACAGCAGAGGAAAGAACCGGACCGGCUGGAGCAGAGGAUUUCCGCUUGGGACCGGCUGGAGCAGAGGAUUUCCGCUUGGCUGGAGGAGGCAGCAGAGGAAAGAACCGGACCGGACUGGCGCUUGCCGCUUGGCUGGAGGAGGCGGCGGCCCGGCGCACCGGCUGGAGGAGGCGGCGGCGCGACGAGUGGAGGACUGGAGGUGGAGGAGAGGCGGCGGCGCGACGAGUCCAGUUGGAGGAGAGGCGGCGCGGCACUGGAAAGGCUUUAUUCGCGCGCUGCGCGCGAUUGUAAACCCAAAACUACGCGCGCAGAGGCGCCAGCCGCCAGCCCUAAAACAAUUCCGCGGCGUCCGUGGCGAAUUUUGGACGCCAUGGCGACGCCUAGGCGAGCGCGGCGACGCCAUACGCAUCCAUGGCGCGGCGAGCCCGACGCCCAGCUUCUACAGCCGCCUGGACGCCUAG
This is a messenger RNA of Zea mays, 546 nucleotides long. RefSeq lists its product as uncharacterized. The transcript has 3 exons. Lineage: Eukaryota; Viridiplantae; Streptophyta; Magnoliopsida; Poales; Poaceae. Bases 1 to 546 code for a protein of 181 amino acids. The record is from RefSeq and is a predicted model, not a curated record.